GAGAGUUCCAGUGAUAGAGGGGAUGGCAUUUUCGGCGAAAAGAAGGAUGACAGCCGGGCAGCCCAGGAUGGCUCCGACCCAGACAAAUCGCCCUGGCCAGUUUCAUCCGCCCUCACAGCUCGUCUCAGACGUCUGGUCACUGUUUACCAGCGCUGCAACCGCAAGGAACUGUGCCGGCCUGAAAUUCUGGGACCAGGUAGCCAAGGAUACUGGGUUCAGGAAGAGAUGUUCAGGAGAACCUCAGAAAUGGACCUCAUCAACAAGGAAGCCCAAAAGAGGUGGACUAGGAGAGAACAAGCAGACUUCUAUAGAACAGUGUCUUCCUUUGGUGUUGUUUACGAUCAAGAAAAGAAAACUUUUGACUGGACACAGUUCCGCAUCAUUUCCCGUUUGGACAAGAAGUCGGAUGAGAGCCUGGAACAGUAUUUUUAUAGUUUUGUGGCCAUGUGCCGGAAUGUCUGUCGUCUACCCACAUGGAAAGAUGGCGGUCCCCCAGAUACCACCAUCUACGUUGAACCCAUCACUGAGGAACGUGCUGCAAGAACUCUGUACCGCAUUGAACUGUUACGCAAAGUUCGAGAGCAAGUGCUUAAGUGCCCUCAGCUGCAUGAACGCCUCCAGCUGUGCAGGCCCAGCCUCUACCUCCCAGUCUGGUGGGAGUGUGGGAAGCAUGAUCGAGACCUGCUCAUCGGCACUGCCAAACAUGGGCUGAACCGCACUGACUGUUACAUCAUGAACGACCCCCAGCUGUCCUUCCUGGAUGCCUAUAGAAACUAUGCCCAGCAUAAAAGAUCUGACACCCAGGCACCAGGAAAUCUCUGUUGUCUUUACCAGACCAACUCCAAAUUGUAUGAAUCUCUUACAUAUACUCAAAUGAGUAGGACUUCAGAGUCCCUUGAAAAUGAACCUGAGAAUCUAGUGAAAGUAGAAAGCAGAGAUGAUCAUCUCAGCCUGCCUGAUGUGACUUGUGAAAACUUUAUUUCUAAAGUUCAGGAUGUCAUUUCCAUCAACCAUGAUGAAAGCCUGCUGCCUGAGUCCUUAGAGAGCAUGAUGUAUGGUAAGAAGGUGCUCAGCCAAGAACCAGGCUCUUUUCGGGAGAGCCCAAGUACCAAUACAGAAUGUAGAAAAGAUGUUAUUACCAUCUCAAUAAGCAAAGAUGGGAACUGCCAGCCUGGUGGCCAUGAGGCAGAAAUAGCUUCCGGCCCCACUUUUAUGGGUAGCUUAGAAGCAGGAGGAGUAGCUCAAGCAAACAUCAAAAAUGGAAAACAUUUGUUGAUGUCUAUUUCAAAGGAAGAGGAGCUCUGCUUCAGUGAGGCAGGACAGAGACCCGAAAGCAUCAGCCAGCUGGAAGCCAAGUGUUUAUCUUCCCCUUCCUUGAAUCCAGGAAAUGAAAGUGGGUUUGUAGAUAUGUGCAGUCUUAGUGUCUGUGACUCCAAAAGAAACCUGUCAUCAGAUCAGCAAUUAAUUGAUUUAUUGGAAAACAAAAGCUUAGAAAGUAAAUUGAUUUUGAGUCAGAACCACAGUGAUGAAGAGGAAGAGGAAGAAAACGAGGAGGAAAACUUAGCCAUGGCAGUAGGCAUGGAGGAAAGGCCAGAGGUAUUGCAUCUCACAGAGCCCACUAUUGACAUCUUAAGGGAAAAGAACCAAGGCUUCCAUGCAGAUGAAACCAAGAAAGGAAGCUUAGAGGUCGCAAACCAGACUCCUGGACUACAGAGGGUUUUCCCGCCUCCAGCAGCCUGUCAAUGCCACUGCAAACACAUGGAGAGGUGGAUGCAUGGCCUUGAGAAUGAUGAAUUUGAAAUCGAGAAACCCAAGGCUUAUAUCCCAGAUCUGUUCAAAAGCAAAACCAAUACUAUCGCCAUGGAGGGUGAAGCCACUGCUGUUCCAUCAGAGCCGUUUAAAGUGAAGCAUGAGCUUUUAAAAGAACCUUGGAAAGAAAGUGCAGAGGGGCAAAAAGUUUUCCCCACAUAUCCUCUCGAAGGAAGUGAACUCAAAUCAGAAGACAUGGAUUUUGAGAAUAAAGAUGAGUAUGAUAGAGAUGGAAACUGCCAUAGUCAAGAUUAUCCAGGGAAGUACUCUGAGGAGGAGAGCAAGAGCUCAACAUCGGGCAUCGCAGGAGACAUUGGGGAUGAGCUACAGGAGGCUCGAGCUCCCACUAUUGCUCAGCUGCUACAGGAGAAAACUCUCUAUUCCUUCUCUGAUUGGCCAAAGGACCGCGUGAUAAUUAACCGCCUAGAUAAUAUCUGCCAUGUGGUGUUAAAGGGGAAGUGGCCCUCCAGCCAGCAGUAUGAGCCCUCAGGCACACUGCCCGCCCCGGUGUUAACCAGCGGUGCUAGUUCUCGAACCAGCCUCUCAGAGCCGGAAGCAGCAGAACACAGCUUCAGCAGCGGCGCAGCAUUGGCGGCCCAGAUUCAGAAGGAGAGCUUCUUAGCUCCAGUAUUCACAAAGGAUGAACAAAAGCACAGGCGUCCCUAUGAGUUUGAGGUGGAGAGGGAUGCAAAGGCUCGGGGCCUGGAGCAGUUCUCUGCCACCCACGGGCACACCCCUAUCAUCCUCAAUGGCUGGCAUGGGGAGUCAGCUAUGGACCUCUCCUGCUCAUCAGAGGGGUCCCCAGGAGCCACAUCCCCUUUCCCAGUGAGCACCAGCACCCCUAAGAUUGGGGCUAUCAGUUCACUUCAGGGAGCCCUUGGCAUGGACUUGUCUGGGAUUCUGCAAGCUGGCCUGAUCCAUCCUGUGACCGGACAGAUUGUCAAUGGAAACCUCAGAAGAGAUGAUGCGGCCACGAGGAGGCGGAGAGGGAGGCGGAAACAUGUUGAAGGAGGGAUGGACCUCAUCUUUUUGAAGGAGCAAACACUUCAGGCGGGAAUCUUGGAAGUCCAUGAAGACCCAGGGCAGGCCACCUUGAGCACCACACACCCUGAGGGGCCAGGGCCUGCCACCUCGGCUCCCGAGCCAGCCACGGCAGCCAGCAGCCAAGCCGAGAAAGCCAUUCCCAGCAAGAGUCUGCUUGACUGGCUGAGGCAGCAGGCUGACUACUCUUUAGAAGUUCCUGGUUUUGGGGCAAAUUUUUCAGACAAACCAAAGCAGAGGAGGCCACGCUGUAAAGAACCUGGAAAAUUAGAUGUCAGCUCUCUGAGUGGGGAAGAGAGGGUUCCUGCCGUCCCCAAGGAGCCAGGACUGAGGGGGUUUCUUCCAGAAAACAAGUUCAAUCACACCCUGGGUGAGCCUGUGCUUCGAGAUACGGGCCCCCGCAGGAGGGGGAGGCGGCCUCGGAGCGAGCUCCUGAAGGCUCCUUCCAUUGUGGCAGACUCUCCCUCUGGAAUGGGGCCGCUGUUCAUGAAUGGACUGAUUGCUGGGAUGGACCUGGUAGGACUUCAAAACAUGAGAAAUAUGGCAGGCAUCCCCCUCACCGGGCUGGUGGGGUUUCCAGCUGGCUUUGCCACGAUGCCAGCGGGUGAAGAGGUCAAAAGUACCCUGAGCAUGCUGCCCAUGAUGCUGCCGGGCAUGGCUGCUGUGCCCCAGAUGUUUGGUGUUGGGGGACUCCUCAGUCCACCCAUGGCAACCACCUGCACUUCCACUGCUCCGGCGUCUCUGUCAAGCACAACGAAAAGUGGUACGGCAGUGACUGAAAAGACUGCGGGAGACAAACCGAGUAGCCAUGAUGUGAAAACAGACACUUUAGCUGAGGACAAGCCUGGUCCAGGUCCAUUUUCUGAUCAGUCUGAACCUGCAAUAACUACUAGUAGUCCUGUGGCUUUUAACCCAUUUCUCAUCCCCGGAGUAUCUCCUGGACUCAUUUACCCAUCCAUGUUCCUCUCCCCUGGUAUGGGCAUGGCUCUGCCAGCCAUGCAGCAGGCCAGACACUCGGAAAUAGUAGGCCUGGAGAGCCAAAAGAGGAAGAAGAAGAAGACAAAGGGGGACAACCCCAACUCCCACCCAGAGCCUGCUCCCAGCUGCGAAAGGGAGCCCAGCAGUGAUGAGAACUGUGCCGAACCCAGUGCCCUUUUGCCUGCAGAGAGAGAACAUGUGGCACAGGCUGGGGAGGGGGCACUCAAAGACUCCAACAACGACACCAAUUAGAACUUUUUUCAUUUAAGAAAUUAUUGUGACUUGUAAGUUUCUUAUCCCAUAAAGGUUUGUUACUUCCCUCACUUCACCUCCAUAAGAACCUGUGUUUCCAUAAGUAAGAUGACCUACCUGAUUUCCUGUCUGAGAACUAUGGUAACAGAUGUUAAUAGUUGCAGGGUCUCACCACUUCAUUAGAUAAGUGUUGUCUACCUAGUCCAGGAGGCACAGAAUUCACAUUCUGUUCAUCCCGUUCAUUCCAGCAAUCGUAGCUAAUACAGUACUUGGUGACGCGCCCACCCCCUUCUCUUCCAAGUUUCCCACUCACUCGAGGAGGAAAAAUGGCAAAAGAAAGCUGUCUAGGGAUUUACCAUUGAAGGGCUGAAGAACAGAGACAAAGAGGAGCUCUUUUUCUAUGAGCUGGGUUGCACAGGAGGAAUGUCACAGGGAACCAAAAAGCACAGAAAAAGGAAGUGCUGGUGCAUAUUUUUGAGUUAAAAUAAUUCCCUAUUUUAUCAUGAUUCCUAAGUGAGUAGUAUAGACAGAAGCAUAUAACUAAUGGUUGAAAAUACAUAUAUUCAUUUCUUUAUAAAAAACAAAAACCUUACUGGUAGUAAUAUAAUUUCCCCCUUCAUGGUUUUUCAGACACCUGCAGCAAGAAGAAAUACUGACUGACUAGGCAUUAUUUUCUAUACGUCCCUCUCCCCAGUGAAAAGAUGCCUCUCGCUGCAAGAAAGCUUUACCCACCAUGAGUUAUUGCUGGUGACGGGGGUGGGGCCAGGACCUGCGCUCCGUGGAGCCACAUACUGCUUCACACACAGACAGCUGGCACUCUGCUCCGACCUGGUUUGCUUACAGAUUUCUCUAGCCAUUAAUUUGCCUCUCUGUGUUUAAAGAGCACCAAGACCGAAUGGAUUUUCACUUCAGGCUUUCCUUCACCAAUAAGGCUCUUUCUGGAGCCUGCAAGAAGACAGUUGCCCAACACUUUGACACUUGCUAGUAGGUCCUUUGAUCAGGAAUGUCUGAGGCUGUCAGAUAUGUGCCAUCCUUUAUAAUACAGCUGUGAAAAGUUACUUCUCCAUUAAUUUCUCCAUUCUGUUUAUAUCUUACAGUUGGACCCAAAUCCCAAAUUAUCAGUUAAUCGAAACUAUGUUGCAAGUCAACAUUAUUUUCUCUUCUUCCUCAGCUUCUCCUUGUUUAGGAACUGAGAAAGAACCUGCCUAAGCAGCACUUCCCCAUGUCCUUUCACCUUCGUGUUAAUGUCCCUUCCGAUGGUCUCGCUCUUCACAGGUAGUUCACACCCUAAGACUUGAAGUAAGCUCAUGGUUCAGUACUCUGGGGGCGCAGGGCUGCGCAGGACCCUUGGAAAUGUUGCAAGUGUUACUAGUACCAGUUUCACUUUUCGUUGUCACAUUUACUGUAUUUUUUACUUUUUCUGUUACAGUUUUGCUAAUUUAUCAGAAGGUCCAAAAGUUUGACAUAACUAUUUCAUUUUGCAUUAUUUAUUUAUGAUGCUUUUGUCAUUGUCUUUUAUACAUUUGGGAUUAUAAAUUAUGUAAAUGUUAAAAUGAGCAUCUCAAAGAAGUCUGUUAAAUCAUGACUGAAAAAAGUCAAUCAGAUGUAUCUUCAAAAAGUGGAGUCCCAGUUUUAUGAAUCAGAUAUAAACCAGAAAUUCUAUAACCAAUCACAGAAGAAUCCAAUAAUUGAACAAAUCCUAUUCAAUGACAUCCUUGUAGCAUAGAUGGUCUAUAAUGCUGACCACAGAUUUCUUAGAAAUGCUGCUCUCUCUAUUUAACUAACAUUUUGUUCAGUUUUGCCUCCAGUGGAAGCAGAAAGGGUUUUUUCAGCUGUUAAAUCCUAAAAAUCAAUAUAAUUUAUUUAUGUAAAAAAAAUAACUCAAUCAAUAUAUUUUUGAACCUUUUAAGUACUAAUUUUCUUUUUAUCAAGUAGAAAAAAAAAAAUGUAUUUGCCCUAAAUCCUUAAAAUACAAAUGCUAUAAAAAUUCCUGUAUCUUGAAAGCCUUACUGCAAAUGAGUAUUACAGACAUCCAGCAGAGUCUGGUUUUCUUUGUUGUCGUUGUGUUGUUGUUGUUUUGUAUGGAAAAGCUGCUUUCCCCGGGUUCCACUUAUAACCUCCAGUAGGUCACAGGGUUCAAUGUGGAUCUGACUUAAAAACCCACCAGCAUGCUCAAUCCCUUGUGAUACGUUAUCGAAUCUGUAUGUUAACUCUCUGGGUGUUUAGGCUUCUAUUUGACUGCUGUUGUGACCCUGUUUGCAAAAUGAAAAUGACACUCUGUGGAUUAUUUGCUCUGUAA
Molecule: messenger RNA, 6379 nt
Organism: Rhinopithecus roxellana (golden snub-nosed monkey)
Lineage: Eukaryota; Metazoa; Chordata; Mammalia; Primates; Cercopithecidae
Product: chromodomain-helicase-DNA-binding protein 6
Exons: 10
Molecular function (GO): protein binding
Source: RefSeq, a predicted model, not a curated record